CACGAUCCUCCUCAAUCCCGGUCUGAAGUCUGGUUUUUUGUUUUCCUGCCACCGCCCAUUUUAACAAAACCAGUACAAAGACAACCAGUCGUCACUGCGCUGUGAUCGUUUCCAUUCCCCUACACGGCGCGAGGACGGUCCCCGCAAACAUUGAUAAGCAGUUCGGCUGUACUUUUUACACAACGCCGUGCCGCAGCCACGAAACCCGCCGAUUUCAACGCGUGGGCCGAAACCCGCCACCCCCAAAGACCUACCGAACCGCAUCUUUCUCAAAAACAUCCAUUUCGUCGUCUAUUGCUUCUCUAUGACCUGACGACUGGCUUUAGUUGAAAGGGUUUCCCACUGUCGAGCGAAAAAAAAAAAAUAUAAAAAAAAUAUCGUCAUUGUUGGUUGCGAGUCUGUCCUACGCCUUUCAUCCUAGCCCGCUACCCGGCUCAAAAAGCUUUCCGCAUCGCCCCCGCCCCUAAGGUGUCACACGCCAUCUCCUCACGCACCAUCACCGAAAAAAAGAAAACCGUGACCAUCACCGGUAGCCUUCGGAACGAUCACGAGCGGGUGCUCAUCCCCUCAUAGCUCUGCCAAAGAUGGUUUCGGUGUCACCGCCGCCCAUCCAGCAGACUACCGAUGUAGGCCGGCCUCGAUCGAAACAGCAAAUGUCUGUCAAUUAUGAUGAGGCAGAAAGCGGGCCAGUCGGUCAGCGAUCUUCACGACUCCAGUUUGAGCUGGCUCAGUGUGUCGAAACGACGACCGUCACGACGACAAAGACUACAAAAUUAGCGAUACCACCACUGUUGCUACGCGAGCCGCGACCGCUCAGUUCACUCGAUACAAAAGAGUACCCAUUGGCGAACCGACCGACGCCGCCUGAACUGGCCAAAUUUACGAUGGAUAUCGAAGACUAUCAACAAGGACUGUUUCCUGUCGACUCGUCAUUCGAGGAGGCCAAGUACAAGAGCGAACAUGAAGCCAGGCCCUGUUCUGUUGAAGUCGAUGCCUUAGAAACACCUGAUACCCCGCAGCAAGAAUCCCCGACUCCAACAUUUUUCAACAAUAAGCCGAGGCCGACCCGACGAGCCAGUGGCAUCCCAUCUCGAAAUGCGGCAAAAUCAUACGGCUCCAUCGGGAGGGAGGAGUUUUCCCGUUCAAACCGACCGAUCAUGACCUCAACUGCAUCGGAGAGAAUGAGAAGACCGUUUACAGAGCAGAGGCGAGUGGAGUCGGAUUCUGCAGCCGGAUAUUUGGCUACUCCUGAUGCCACAGAGUUGGUAGGGAGCAGUCGACGGCGCUCAAGUCGCCGCGAGCCUCUGGAUCAGGGCGAAUCAGCAGACUCGGGUACACAACAGGCUUCGCUUUUUGACGCAGCCAGUCCCGCCGAGAGUGAGGCAAACACUGCGUACAGUGGGUCAGUAUCUACACCUCCAAUAAUGGACGCGGACUCGGUUUCGUUCGCAGACGCAGAUGAGCAACCCGCACGCGCCUUCCACAGGCCCAGACCUACGGUGGAUACGAUUGCGGCGCAAGAUGCAAGUCUCCCUAGCCCGGGCCUAUCGCCUACGCUGCAAGCGGCGCAGUUACAAAAUAGCCAGCAGGAUGAUGGGGAUGUGGAAGAGGACGAUCAGAUGGAGUUUUCCCAGCAGCUUGCACGACAGAGACGGUCACGCUUCCUCGGGAAUCGGUCACCAGCGGACAAUGAGGACGAGGCCUCCGAUGUGACUGGGCAUGCCCUCGAGCGACGCAGGAGGGGAGGAUCAGAGCGCUUCUCCAGGCAAAGCAUACUUGACACCCAGUACAUGGUCGAGCAGUUUGACACAUUACCAAACGAGCUAAAGACACUGAUGAUGUACCAGCUGCUAAGGCGUUGCCCUCGAAAGACACUACACAUGGUUGCCGAUGUUGUCAACCCUGCUCUGAAGUGUGACUUUAUCAGGCAGCUCCCGGCCGAACUUUCACUUCAGGUGCUCAGCUAUCUGGAUUAUCGCGAUCUCUGCAGAGCUGCCCAGGUCUCGAAGCUUUGGAGAUCCAUUAUCGAUGGUAACGAAACAGGUUGGAAAGAACUGUGCGAUAGAAAUGGGUUCGAACUUUCUGAGAGUGAGUUAGAAAAGGCCAUUUCUCAAGGCUGGGGCUGGCAAGAUCCAGCUGGUAUUUACGGUGCCGAGCUUGAUCUCAGCCUGCAGAGUCGACUUACUGCCACUGAACCGGAGCUGGUGAAGACAGCAAAGCCAAAUGCCUCACAAAGGACAAGGCCUGCAAAGCGGAAGCGUCCUAUGGCGGGCUAUCCAUCAGCAGACCGCUCGAAGCGGCGCGCAAACACCCAGGAAGUGCACAAGUCGGAUGGCCUGGAGCCGAGCCAUCAACAAAACAAGGAAGGCCCCAUUGCCGCCGCCACAGCCGCAGCUAUGGCCGUUAGUGAUCCCGGGAUUGGACUUCCAUCUCUUCGAAGGCUUCACUUGUUCAAGUCCCUAUUCCGCCGGCACUACAUGAUCCGGCAGAACUGGACAAGCGGCAAGGUCAAACCUGGGCAUGUGGCUUUUGCGGCGCAUCCUCGUCAUGUCAUCACCUGCCUUCAAUUUGAUGAAGACAAGAUCAUCACUGGCAGUGACGAUCAGUUGAUCCACGUCUACGACACCAACACAGGCAAGCUCAGGCAGAAGCUCGAAGGACAUGAGGGCGGAGUGUGGGCAUUGCAAUACGAGGGUAACACUUUGGUAUCGGGAAGCACGGAUCGAUCUGUUCGCGUCUGGGACAUUGAAAAGGGCCUUUGCACGCAGGUUUUCUAUGGACAUACGUCCACUGUCAGGUGCCUACAAAUCUUGAUGCCCACCGAGGUGGGUUCUGAUAUGGAUGGCAAGCCCAUAAUGUCGCCUGCCAAGCCCUUGAUCAUUACAGGAUCUCGGGAUAGUCAGCUUCGCGUUUGGCGUCUUCCUGAGGCUGGCUCUAGACGAUACAUUCAGACAGGACCUCCCGCCAACGACGCGGAGUGCCCAUACUUUUUGCGGAUCCUCCAGGGUCAUACACACUCCGUGCGAGCCAUCUCAGCACAUGCCGAUACUCUUGUAUCAGGCAGCUAUGAUUGCUCUGUUCGUGUAUGGCGUAUCAGCACGGGAGAGCAGCUUCACUGGCUACAAGGACACUCGCAGAAGGUCUACUCUGUUGUGCUGGACCACAAGCGCAACCGUUGCAUUUCUGGAUCUAUGGACUCGCUUGUCAAGAUCUGGGAUUUGGAAACUGGCGCGUGUCUGUAUACACUCGAGGGCCAUAGUUUGCUUGUCGGACUCCUCGACCUUCGAGAUGAGCGACUUGUGUCGGCUGCCGCUGACAGCACUCUUCGGAUUUGGGAUCCCGAGAAUGGCAAGUGCAAGAGCAUCCUCACAGCCCACACUGCGGCCAUUACCUGCUUUCAGCAUGAUAGCCGCAAAGUCAUUAGUGGUAGCGAAAAGACGGUAAAAAUGUGGGAUAUCGCCACUGGCGAGUGCAUCGACGAUCUCUUGACGGAUCUCAGCGGAGUCUGGCAAGUCAAGUUUGACGGGAGGAGAUGUGUCGCAGCGGUUCAGAGAGACGGUCUUACGUAUAUCGAGAUUCUCGAUUUUGGCGCUGUUCGUGACGGGAAACCCCGCGAAGAGCUCGGAAAACGGAUAGUACUUAACUCUUCCGAAGUCCAACGUCUGCUCGAAGAGGUUGAAGCUUGAGGGGAGGAUUGAUGCUUCACGGGUGCAACUGCCCACGGCAUGAUGCAAAUAUACAAGAAACAGUGCUCGGUCAUCUAGCUUUAUACUUACACUGGGAGAAACAGCACCCAGUUCGUCAGCCUGGGUUGAAUCACGCCUAACGGCCCCAUAUACUGGCUACUUUUUGUGUCAUCGAGGGCAAGACUGAACAUAGUAGGCACUUCAGCGGGAUAUAGACCAGAGUAGAGGUUCUGGCGGGUAUGGUUUGGCGUUUGGUGUGCUACUGAUGGGUUUACUGUUAUUAUCAUUAUUUCUUUUUUCUUUGUCAAGGGAGGUUUUGGCAUUGCAGCGCUGCGUGUUUGUCUGGUACAAGCUGGAGGUUAUGGUUAAAGGAGUGUGCGGUUCUCUUUUUGAACAAAAGUGCUAGCUGGUCUUAUACAUGUUCCGGUGCCUGGCUUUUUUUUGCCCAUUUCCCCCCCUUGAUUGUCCGGCUUUGGGAAUCAAGUAUCAGCGUAGUGUUUUUUUUUUUUUUUGUUUUUUUUUUGGGAGG
Pyricularia grisea is the source of this 4215-nucleotide messenger RNA. RefSeq lists its product as uncharacterized. The transcript has 3 exons. Lineage: Eukaryota; Fungi; Ascomycota; Sordariomycetes; Magnaporthales; Pyriculariaceae. The record is from RefSeq and is a predicted model, not a curated record. The coding region runs from base 585 to 3686 and encodes 1033 amino acids. Gene Ontology annotation, molecular function: protein binding.